UUUCAAGGUUUUAUUUAUAUACUUGUAGACGUUGUAGUCCAUCCUUCUUCUCUUUCCCCCUUUUCUCCUUAUAAACCCUAAAAUCUUCCGAACCCACACAAAUUUCAAUCGGAGUUUCGAUUUUCCGGCAAAAUGGCUUCCAAAUUCAAGGCGGAUGGUCCUCACGGCGAUGGCGCUAGCCCUGGGAAGAUAUUCAUUGGCGGGCUUCCCAAAGAUACAACUAACACUACAUUUAUCAAGCACUUUGGGAAGUAUGGUGAGAUAACAGACUCGGUUAUUAUGAAAGACCGUUACAGUGGGCAGCCAAGGGGAUUUGGAUUCAUCACUUAUGCUGAUCCAUCGGUUGUCGACAAAGUUAUCGAGGAUACUCAAAUCAUUAAUGGGAAACAGGUUGAGAUUAAGCGUACUAUACCCAAAGGUGCUGCUCAGUCAAAGGAUUUCAAGACAAAAAAGAUUUUUGUUGGAGGCAUUCCUUCGAGCGUCUCAGAAGAUGAAUUCAGAAACUUUUUCUCCGAGUUCGGGGCGGUGACUGAACACCAAAUUAUACGUGACCAUGAGACUAAUCGUUCUCGCGGGUUUGGAUUCAUUGUAUUUGACAACGAAGAUGUGGUUGAUGAAAUACUCUCCAAGGGUAAUAUGAUUGACAUGGAGGGUACUCAGGUGGAGAUCAAGAAGGCCGAACCAAAGAAACCCACAAACCAUCCUGUAGCUCCUACUUAUGGUAGCAACACUAGGAACCGUUCUUAUGGGGAUGGUUAUGCUGGUUAUGGAGCCUCUUAUGGGGCUUUUGAUGGUGGGUAUGGUGCAGGUAAUAACUAUAGGAUGUCUGGAGGUGUUGCUGGUAGGCUUGGGUAUGGAGGCUAUGGUAGUGGAGGGGAAUAUGGUAGAGGAUAUGGUUCUUUUGGCGGUGGUAGUUUAGGGGCUUAUGGAGGAGAGUCAUCCCUUGGGUACUCUAGCAGAUUUGGUCCCUAUGGUGCAGGAUUUAGUGGUGCUUACUCUGGUGGCAGCUUAAGUGGAUAUGGUGGAAGUGAAGGUUAUGGUAGCUAUGGAGCUUCAGGCUAUGGCGGCAGUUAUGAUUCCGGCGCUAGUGCUGGUUAUGGUGGUGCUAGUGGGUUCUAUGGUAAGGGAGGCUAUAGUGGAAGUAGUCGGUAUCAUCCUUAUUCACGGUAGAAAAUCAGUGUUCUUAAGUUCGAGAUAGGAGCUGUCCUUCCUAUUAUGCCUGGCCUGAUAGGUACUACCCCGACGAGAAUUAGAGAUGCUUCCUCAAGUGCUUAAGGCAUUAGAAGAUCUGCUUUUAUUAACGUCUUUAUUAUUGUGGUUUAGACAACUAUGUAGUAUGAAUUGAAGAAUUUGGUGUUAACCUUGUUCUAGUAUCAGUAUCUUAUGUGGAUUUUUGAUGCUAGAUGAAGUUUAUCUUAAUUUAGAUAGAUAUUGGUGCAAUUAUUUUGAUACAUAGCUUUUGAAUGCAAUCCUUGAUUGGAAUGAUUUAGAGGGGCUUAAGUAUUUGCCAAUGGGUAUCUGCCAGUGUUUUCUACUGUCACCUGAUUUUUUAUAGAGAUUAUAUUUUUCAUUAUUAUUGUUUUCGUUUUGUACAUGUGCUCGUAAAUCCUUUGUAAUACUAGUAUUAUUGUCAGAUUUAAUGUGCAGCUUCUUUGUUCAUGAGUUGGCCUAGACUCUGAAUGCAUGUUGUGUUGUUCUAUUUGCUUUAAUAUUUUGUAGCCUGGCUAUAUACUCUAGUUGCUUCUGUUAUAAUACAUUUCUGGGAUAUUGUUUUUGCUUGAUAUUGGAUUUAUCUAAUAUCAAACUGCUUGUCCCGGUCUAUGAAUGUUUAAUGCUGAGUAAUAGAGGCUUUUAGCUCAUAUUGGGGUUGAAGUUAUGGAGUUGUCUUGCCAUGCAGCUCAGAUUUACCUGAGACAUGACAUUAUGGUUAUGAGAACUUACGGUAUGAUUGUAGCUUUGCCCUUUUUGUGCAAUGGGGUAGUAGCAUAAUAAUCUAACUUUAUGCAAGUCAAUUUCUUCAUCAUUUCUAUUUUUAUGUACAGAACUAAUACCUAUCUAUUCAGUGUCUCGUAUCUGGAUUUUUUUUGCACUUCAUAGUUUGGAUUUUUGAUUACUAAUGUGGAGAUGAUUGGAGCCUUCAAUCACCCAAAAGAAACAGCUUUCAGUUUUUGGUAUGAUUAUUUGAUUGUCUAGCUUGUUAAUAGGAAAAUUUUCAACUAUGCUUUGUAUAAAUUAUUUGUUUGACGAA
Messenger RNA from Chenopodium quinoa (quinoa), 2248 nucleotides. RefSeq names its product heterogeneous nuclear ribonucleoprotein 1-like. The transcript is spliced from 6 exons. Lineage: Eukaryota; Viridiplantae; Streptophyta; Magnoliopsida; Caryophyllales; Amaranthaceae. Gene Ontology annotation, biological process: regulation of gene expression. Gene Ontology annotation, molecular function: RNA binding. The record is from RefSeq and is a predicted model, not a curated record. Gene Ontology annotation, cellular component: nucleoplasm. Bases 133 to 1170 code for a protein of 345 amino acids.